GGCGCAGUUCUCGCGAGAUCCGGCGGAGCGCCGUGUAUGGAAGAUAACAAAAGUAAAGCGGAGCGGUGAGGAGCUCGGAGGAGUCAUCAUGGCGGCUGAGUCUCCGCCGCCUCUCUGCCGGGAUAGGGAGGUCACGGCGGCCCGACUGAAGGGAGAACUGAGCCGGGGGGAGCGGAGCCGGGAUCAGCUGAACGAGUUGCUGGAUUGGGUGCUGAGCGCGGAGCGGCCGGCCGGGGAGGCCCUGGAAUGGUGCCGCUCGCUGCUGGCCGGAGGUGACAAGUUCGAGGACUUCUGUCAGGCCGUCCGUUCCUAUGACAACGCCACCCUGUGCGGCCUGGUGUGGACCGCCAACUUCGUGGCCUACCGCUGCCGGACGUGCGGCAUCUCCCCGUGUAUGUCCCUGUGUGCCGAGUGCUUCAACCAGGGCGAGCAUGCCGGACACGACUUCAACAUGUUCCGGAGCCAGGCCGGGGGGGCGUGUGACUGCGGGGACAGCAACGUCAUGAGGGAGAGCGGAUUUUGCAAGCGUCACAGUGUGAAAUCUAGCUCAUGUGUUCCUGCCGUGCCACAAGAUUUACUGGUGAUGACUGAGCUAGUGAUCCCUCGCUUCAUCUUCUAUCUAAUUCAGUACUUGAGAGAUGGCUACAGUGAGCCAGAGUCCUCAUCUGAUAAGGACCUCCAGAAGAUCCUUCAGGCUUUGGAACCUCAGAUCUCCUUCCUGGAGGAUUUAACCAAAAUGGGUGGUGCGAUGAGAUCGGUUCUUACGCAGGUUCUCACCAACCAACAAAAUUACAAAGAUCUUUGCUCUGGUUCUGCAGAGAAUGCAUGCGCAAAGAGUAAUGAAAAGUACCUUCUUGCCCUAAAGGGCUCAGGCCUGGCUUUUCCUGAAGAAAAACACUCCAGUGGGGCUGCAGACCAGUCACAGAAUACAAGUGCUUUAUCAGAGACUGCAGGUGCAGAAGGGGCAACAGCUGCAUCCGAUUCUUCAGACGAGGAGGACCCAGAUGAUAGGCCAUCUGUAGGCAAACGAAAACGAGUAAAGUUGAGCAGUAGCACCAAAGAUCAGUCUAUUAUGGAUAUAUUGAAACAUAAAUGUUUUCUAGAAGAAUUGUUAUUUUGGACAGUGAAGUAUGAAUUUCCCCAAAAGAUGGUUACAUUUUUACUUAAUAUGCUGCCUGAUCAAGAGUAUAAGAUGGCAUUUACAAAAACAUUUGUACAGCACUAUGCGUUCAUCAUGAAAACACUGAAGAAAAGCCAUGAAUCGGACACCAUGUCUAAUAGAAUUGUGCACAUCAGUGUCCAGCUAUUCAGCAAUGAGGAGCUGGCUCGCCAAGUCACUGAAGAAUGCCAGCUGUUGGACAUUAUGGUCACUGUGCUGCUCUAUAUGAUGGAAAGUUGCCUUAUCAAAAGUGAAUUACAAGAUGAAGAAAACAGUUUACACGUAGUAGUAAAUUGUGGGGAAGCAUUACUGAAGAAUAAUACCUACUGGCCACUCGUCAGUGACUUCAUAAAUAUUUUGUCUCACCAAAGUGUAGCCAAAAAGUUCUUAGAGGAUCAUGGAUUGUUAGUCACUUGGAUGAAUUUUGUAUCUUUCUUUCAAGGUAUGAAUUUAAAUAAGAGGGAAAUCAGUGAACAUGUAGAGUUCGAGUCCCAGACAUAUUAUGCUGCAUUUGCUGCUGAACUUGAAGCCUGUGCCCAGCCAAUGUGGGGUCUUCUGUCCCACUGCAAAGUCAGGGAAACCCAGGAGUACACAAGGAAUGUUGUCCGGUAUUGCCUUGAAGCACUUCAAGAUUGGUUUGAUGCCAUCAACUUUGUGGAUGAGCCUGCUCCAAAUCAAGUUACUUUUCAUUUGCCUCUACAUCGAUACUAUGCCAUGUUUCUGAGCAAGGCUGUGAAAUGUCAAGAGAUAGAUCUAGAUUCAAUUCUACCUGACCAGGAAAUGCUGAUGAAGCUGAUGGUUCACCCACUUCUCAUUCAGGCAAGUUUGUCUGAGAUUCAUAGCAACAUGUGGGUACGAAAUGGCUUGCAGAUUAAAGGACAAGCGAUGACUUAUGUGCAGUCGCAUUUCUGUAAUUCUAUGAUCGACCCUGACAUCUAUUUAUUACAGGUCUGUGCAUCCAGACUGGACCCAGACUACUUUAUUUCAUCUGUUUUUGAAAGGUUUAAAGUUGUGGAUCUUUUGACAAUGGCUUCUCAGCACCAGAACACUGUCCUUGAUGCUGAUCAUGAAAGAUCGAUGCUUGAAGGGGCACUCACUUUUUUAGUUAUUCUGUUAAGUCUUCGUUUACAUUUAGGGAUGACUGAUGAUGAAAUCUUAAGAGCCGAGAUGAUUGCUCAGCUGUGUAUGAAUGACCGUACUCACAGCUCCCUGCUUGACCUUAUUCCAGAAAGCCCUAAUCCAAAGAGUGGUAUAAUGCCAGGCAAUUGCAGCUUUGAAUCUGUUUUAUCAGCAGUUGCUGAUUUUAAAGCUCCUGUUUUUGAGCCUGGAGGUUCCAUGCAACAAGGAAUGUAUACACCAAAGGGUGAGGUCUGGGACCAAGAAUUUGACCCAGUUAUGGUGAUUCUGCGCACAGUGUACCGCAGAGAUGUCCAGUCUGCCAUGGACCGAUACACAGCUUUUUUGAAACAGAUAGGAAGAUGCCCAGGAAACCCGUGGCCACCUUACAAGAAGAGAACCCCACUGCAUCCUAGUUACAAAGGUCUUAUGAGGCUCCUGCACUGCAAAACUUUACACAUUGUGCUCUUCACUCUGUUGUACAAGAUUUUGAUGGAUCAUCAGAAUAUGUCAGAACAUGUUCUCUGCAUGGUUCUCUAUUUGAUAGAGCUGGGGCUAGAGAACUCUCAGGAAGAGCCUGCUGACCAGGAUACUGCCGGGCCGGAUCAGUGCCAUGACAGCUGGUUUCCAGGCAGCAAUUUACUGUGCAAUAUGCGCCAUGUUAUAAAUUAUGUACGGGUGAGAGUACCAGACACUGCUCCGGAGGUGCGGAGAGACCCUCCAGCAAGUACUAGCUCAGAUGGACCCUCCUCCUCCUCUCAGAACGCCAGAAGACCAUCCUCAGUCCAGAGAGAGAAUUCAGGAACGGCUCAAGUUUUCAGCUUGGUUGCUGAACGUCGGAAAAAGUUUCAGGAAAUAAUAAAUCGCAGCAACAGUGAGGCCAAUCAAGUUGUGCGGCCAAAGUCAUCAGCACUAAAAUGGACUGCGCCUGGUUCCACGCCUCAGUUAACUACCGUGAUUUUAGAGGUGAAAGAAAGUGUGUUGUCUCUGCUUAUUAAACUUCACCAGAAACUGUCCGGUAAGACAGACUCUUACUGCCCUCCCUGGGUUACGGAUUCGGACUGUCUUGCUCAGGAAGAUCUUUCCAAGUAUCUACACGGAGAUGGGGUGACUGCUGUAGAAAGAAUUUUAUUGAAAGCAGCAAUUCAGAGCCAUUUAAACAAACUCAGCAUUGAUGAGAUUUGCAGAAAAACUGCGCCCCCUGUUCCACCAAAGAAGACUAGCCCUACGGAGAAAAAAACCUUGGACAAAGAAGAAAGGCGCCAGAAGGCCAGAGAAAGACAACAGAAGCUAUUGGCUGAAUUUGCUUCAAGGCAGAAAAGCUUCAUGGAGACAGCAAUGGAUGUAGAAUCGCCUGAAGGUGAUGUUGCCAUGGAAAUAGCUGCAUCAGAACAGCAGGUUUCUGAGCCAUCAUAUGAUUGUGUAAUAUGUGGGCAGAGUGGCCCAUCUACAGAGGACCGUCCUAUUGGCCUAGUGGUGUUGUUGCAAGCAACAUCUGUUUUGGGACAUCGUCGUAAAGUGUCUGAGCCGAAGAAGCUUCCAACAAGUGAAGAAGAGGAGCAGAUAUUUCAGGAGGGAACAUGCUCUGCAGUACAUGAUGUCCGUCUUACUGUGUUACAGCGGCAUUUUAAAGAUAGUUCUUGUCUUCAAUCGGUGUCUAUAGGCUGGGAAGGAGGUGUUUAUGUACAGACCUGUGGCCACACACUCCAUAUAGAUUGCCAUAAGUCCUACAUGGAGUCAUUACGUAAUGACCAGGUCCUGCCCGGAUUCUCGGUUGAGAAAGGAGAGUUCACAUGUCCUCUCUGCAGGCAGUUUGCAAACAGCGUCCUUCCUUGUUUUCCUGGUAACAGUAUAGAGAGAAGCCACUGGCACUUUCAUGCGAACAAGAGUAUGCGAGAACUCAUCAAAGAGGUGGAGGAGCUUCAAGAACAGCUGGGAACUUUCCCAGUAAGCAUCAGUUCAGAAACAAAUUUAAGCAAAGAAAUGGAAGCCGUGAUGAAAGAUAUCAAGAGCACCACUCAAAAGAAGUACACAGACUACAGCAAGACGUUGGGUUCCCCUGAUAAUGACUUUCUGUUCAUGUACUCUGUCGCUCGAACAAAUCUAGAACUGGAACUUGUCCACCGUGGAGAAAAUCUGUGCUCUGGAGGAGCUAGUGCUGGGGGGAAAAGAUCUUGCCUGAGUCAGCUCAUCCAUGUUUUAGCAAUGCACAUGAGGCUGUACAGCAUUGACUCUGAAUACAAUCCCUGGAGAAAGUUAACUCAGCUGGUGCAUAAAAAAGAUUCACAGACAAGUGAAGAUGAGAGGACGGAAGUUCCAUUGCUUUUUCGAGAUGUGACCUCAAUGCUGCUUAUUCAGGUUUUAACAAUGCCCCAACCACUGCGCAAAGAACAUUUUAGCUGCAUCGUGAAGGUGUUCUAUUCAUUACUGUACACUCAAGCACUGAUGGCGUUCACCAUUAGGCUUCGUCCUGAGGAACGUGCAACAUGGAAGGACUGCGGAGCAAACAAAAAAAGUUCCUAUACUUCAGGGAAGUCAUGGGAUGCUUUGCUUACUUUUGUGAUUAAUGAAUUAUCUGGAGGAAAGAUAUUCCACGAUGAAGAGCCAGAGGACAUUGCCACGACCAACCAGAAUGUCUGGUCUUCGCAGUCCAUUGAGCAUUACUUGCAGCAGUUCUGCCUGCCCUUCCUCAGGAUCACCUGCCUCCUCCAGCAACAUUUAUUUGGAACAGAUAUUCCAAGCUGUCAGGAAGAAGAGGAAUUUGUUGGGCUUUGCAGCUGCUUAGGAAUCCUGCGGUCAGGCCCUCAGACAUCACCUGAAUAUGCUAGUGCCUGUUGUCUGGACUGGUCAGCCCCAGCAUUUGACCUCAUGUCUCAAUGGUGCUCCGAAGUUAUUUUGUUUGCGGAAGACCACUCAGACCAAGGAAAUGCUUUGCUCAUUCAAGAAACAAAUUGGGACUUGCCACGACUCCUCCAGCUGCCAGAAAUCUACAACUCGAUUUUUCAAUAUUACCAUAGGAAGGCCUGUAGUGUUUGUACUAAAGUUCCCAAGGAUCCAGCACUGUGUCUAGUCUGUGGCACAUUUGUCUGCUUGAAGGGUCUUUGCUGCAAGCAACAGAAUAACUGUGAAUGUGUUCUGCAUUCUCAGAACUGUGGUGCCGGCACAGGAAUAUUCCUGCUGAUCAAUGCCUCUGUGAUUAUUAUCAUUCGGGGACAUCGCUUUUGCCUCUGGGGUUCUGUAUAUCUGGAUGUACAUGGGGAGGAAGACAGAGAACUCAGGCGCGGAAAACCUCUGUACAUUUGCAAGGAGCGGUACAGCAUGUUGGAGCAACAGUGGGUGACACACACAUUUGAUCACAUCAAUAAGAGGUGGGGCCCCCAUUAUAAUGGAUUGUGAACAUCGGUGCAACUACAGAUGAAAUCUCAAGAAGGGCUUUCCGAGGAGUAGAAGACGAGCUCAAACCUCGCCUCUACAGCUAGUUCAUUAGGUGCUGUUGUGCUAAUGCAAAUGCAUCCCCAACUCUGGAGGAAUAAGGUACAAUAAAAAAACAGGAAAAAAAAGUACUUUUCUACAACCCUUCAAAAGAACACCAUGACCUGCAUUGUCCAGAAAGCACAACGAUUAAUGAAUGUUCAACUCGCUUUACUGCUUCUUUUGUGUAAAAUUUCUUUGUAGUUUUUGUACAUUUUUUUUUUCUUUUCCUUUCUUGCUUACAUCCUAUAUUUGUGGAGCUUUGCAGUGAGUGGAGGCUUACUGACACAAAAACUGCACAGGUCAGUAAAAUAGGCCUACAUCAUUCUUCAAGACAAGCCAGCAGAGGAUAGCGAAUAUUGUGGACAUUAUGUGCUGUGACUUGUUAGCAUUUUAAGUUUGGCUCUUAAGCCUUCCCUUUUAUUCUAAUCAUCCUUACAUAAGCGAUCGCUUAACUGGACUAAGUUAGUGUGGCAGAUUGUGUUCUUUAGAAUUGCUAAGUGGGACUGCACUUUUAAAUGUUACGUAAGCUCACUUUAGGCCAAGCUUGGGUGUCUGCAGCCUACCAGUAGCUAAAGAGAGAAGAAAACAAGAACCCAUCUAGCUGCAGCUAAGCAUACUGGGUUUCGAAGUCCCUGAGUAACUGGAGGCCGUGAUUAUCCAGCUGUGCUUUAGAAUAUUCUAUUAUGGUGUGUUAUCAGUCUUUCCAUGUAUAUGUUUGUGUGCGCGUGUUAAUAUGUAAUGAGAAGUUCAUUGUAAAGAAUUUUUUUUGUUUCCUGUGAAAUAUUGUAUAGUUUCAGAUGGUAUAACAGAAACAUUUUAAAUUGAAAUGUAAUCAUAUAUAAAUACAUCUGUAUGUGUGUAUAGAACACAAAAAUACAUACAUUCAGGGACAUUUAAAAAAAGUGCGUUAUUUUGCUCAGAGUCUGUUUCUAAAGCUUUUAAGGCUUGGAUAAAACUGAAUUCUUUCUCAGGAACUGAAGAAUCUCUCGAUAUUUAAGAGCUGUCGGAUACGAUAUCACUAGACUGCUGUUCUCUUCUUUUUGUUUCCUUUUUUAUGAAUCCCAUCUUGUUUUAUUUCCUGUGCUUUUCUGGAUCUCAUUACACACCAAUGUAUCAUACUAAGUUUAUAUGACAACACGGACAUGCAUUUUAUUUAAAAAAAAAAA
Rana temporaria (common frog) is the source of this 6915-nucleotide messenger RNA. It is a transcript of the gene UBR3, whose product is annotated as ubiquitin protein ligase E3 component n-recognin 3. Gene Ontology annotation, cellular component: cytoplasm; ubiquitin ligase complex. The record is from RefSeq and is a predicted model, not a curated record. The transcript has 40 exons. Gene Ontology annotation, biological process: protein ubiquitination; ubiquitin-dependent protein catabolic process via the N-end rule pathway. Lineage: Eukaryota; Metazoa; Chordata; Amphibia; Anura; Ranidae. Gene Ontology annotation, molecular function: ubiquitin protein ligase activity; zinc ion binding. The coding region runs from base 89 to 5671 and encodes 1860 amino acids.